AUGACUGAAUCAAAGCCACCAAAACCUGCACCUAAACCUGGACGAGUAACAGUUUAUCGAGCCUUGUAUGAUUACAAAGCACAAAAUGACAAAGAAUUAUCAUUCAGCGAAGGUGAUUUGCUAUAUGUUUCUGAUAGCAGUAAUGAUGUACAAUGGUGGCCAGCACGUUGCAGAAAUCAAAUAGGUUUAAUUCCAGCAAAUUACGUGAAGACAGCAGAAUAUAUUGAAUAUCCGUUGCAUGAUGCAGCAAAACGAGGAAAUAUAGAGUAUGUUAGAGAAUGCCUUGAUAAUGCGGUAUCAGUAAACGGUUUGGAUAAAUCUGGUUCAACACCAUUGUACUGGUCGAGUCAUGGUGGUCAUGUCGCAGUCGUUAAAUUAUUAUGCUCAAUACCCAGUAUAUGUAUUUCAGCACAGAAUAAAAUUGGCGAUACAGCAUUGCAUGCGGCUGCAUGGAAGAAUCAUUUGGAAUGUGUUGAAGUAUUACUGAAAUAUGGUGCAAAUACUACAAUACAAAAUAAUGAACGAAAACGUCCAAUCGAUCUUGCGGAUGAUCCGGAAAUACGGGCAUUAAUUCAGUUGGCAAUGCGUCAAACAGUCGAUACAAGUAAUUUCCGUAAUGAUUAUAGUUCAGAAUCCGAACAAGAAAUUGAUGAUAUUUAA
Messenger RNA from Brugia malayi, 660 nucleotides. Its product is annotated as Variant SH3 domain containing protein. Bases 1 to 660 code for a protein of 219 amino acids. Lineage: Eukaryota; Metazoa; Nematoda; Chromadorea; Rhabditida; Onchocercidae. Gene Ontology annotation, biological process: signal transduction. The record is from RefSeq and is a predicted model, not a curated record. Gene Ontology annotation, molecular function: protein binding. The transcript has 5 exons.